AUGGUCAAUUUUUUAUAUAUUUCUUUUUUACUAUUAUUAUUUUGUCAUGUUUCAUUAGUUAGAUCAUAUUCUGCUAUGUAUGGCAUUGAAUAUGGAUUGCUAGAAGGUAAUAAUUCCUCACCAAAUUUCACAAUUACCUUUGAAAAUAAAACAGCAGUAACUUUUAAAAUUUGGAAGGAUUCUUAUACAAUGGUUUAUUUGUUUGCAAGGGUGGUGAUUGUUAUUAAUAACAGUACAAAGUUUCUUUGGAAUCCAUUCCUCAUUGGAAGAGUUGAAGGACUAACUCGGGAAAUGUAUACAUCUGGAGGGUUUAUUUCCGUAACUGGAACCUAUUUUGAUAAUACCAAUUUCACAGUGUCUAUAGGUCAUGCAACACUUCCUUUGGCUUCAAAGAAUGGAAGUUUGUACAUAUUUUCAGUUCAAGAUUCAAUAAUACCUUACUUAACUUCAGUGACUGGAGGGAAUGAUUUAAUAGUAUUCAAUGAUCCAGAUCCAUAUACUUUUACAUUUCAAUUUAAACCUCCGGUUAUAAAUACUUUAAGUAUGAAUAGCCAAUAUUUGUUUAUAUAUGGAGAUAGUUUUGGAAUAGAAAGUUGGAAAGUUCAAUGUUUUAUAGAUGGAUCUCCAUUGAAUAUAGUUAAUUUUACACGUAGCACUAAUAUUGUUACUGAUUUGGCUUCGCCAAAUUUUAGAACUCUCGGAACUAGAAGUAUAACACUUACAUUGGAAGAUAAAAUAGCUAGUAAAACUAUUGAUAUAUACCCUUUAAUUAAUAGUGUAUCAUCAGUUUCAAGUAGUACUGGUGGUCCAAUAACUAUUUUUGGAAUUGGGUUGAAUCUUACUAGAAUUGAUAAUAGUGUAAUUCAAUCGAAAUCAAUAAUAAUAGGUGGUGUUAAUUGUACGAAUAUUACACAAGUCAAUAGCUAUGAUUUGGAAUGUCAAUAUCCAUCUUUCAACAAAUCAUCGAAUUCCACUACUAAAGACCUGAAUAUCAAGUUAGUGUUAGAUGGAUUUGAAGCAAAUCCAUUUAAUUUCAAUUAUGACCAAAUUACCAUUAAUUCAAUGUAUAAACAGAAAGGAAUGAUUAUAAGAGUUGUUAGUUCAGUCUACAGAGCGGCCAAUUUAGAACUUUCACUAUUCAAAUAUGAUGAUAAAACUUUGAUUUUAUCUGGAUUGGCAGUUGUAAAUUCAUCUGUAAAAGGAGAGAACAUGUUUUUGGAUUUCCAAAUUCCAAGAAAUAUCUAUGGUACUUUUUUAGCACAAAUUUCAAAUCUAUCGAAUCUCUACAGUUUCGAUUGGUAUCCAAAGGUAACAUUCGUAGUAUCACCAAGAACUUCUGGAGAUAUUCUGUUUAUCAAUGGUGAAAUAUUCAGUGACCCUGUUGUUAUUUCAAUCUCUGACAGCGCCAUCAAAUGCAAAAAUGCUAAAGUGAUAACAACAACAUUGAUAGCAUGUAACUUAACUAAAGGAUCAGGUAAAGAUAUUCGAAUAACAUUAGGUAUGAAUGGAACAAUUUUGGAAUCAAAGUUUAGCUAUUUACCACCUACUUUAUCUAAAGCAUUAAUAUCAGAUUCACCAGAUUCCGAUGGAAAUCGUAAUAUUACAGUUAUUGGUCAUAAUUUCGAUGAUAAGAAUCUAUUUAUCAAGAUAAAUAACACGAUAGAUUGCGGAACAUUACAUUUCAUGAAUGAUACAACAUUAAUUUGUACAAUAAGUGAAAUUGUUUAUAAUGAUCUAAAGUCAAUAGUAAAUAUCGAUGAUAGUAGUAGCAGUAGUUCUUUCAUUAAACUUUACGUCAGUGUUAAUGGACAAUCAGUAACAGCACCAAGACUUUUAAGCAUAGAAAAGGAUGAACCAACAGAACCUGUUGAUAAAACAUUUAUCAUUUUGUCAGUGAUGACACUCGUCAUUGCUGCCAUCGGUUUAAUACUAUUAAUCACAAUUAUACUAUACAUUAGACAUCAACAAAACAUGAAACAACAACAACAUAAAAAGAGAAGAAGAUUUGGUUCUCCAACGAGAAACCAAUAA
This is a messenger RNA of Heterostelium album PN500, 2031 nucleotides long. It is a transcript of the gene tgrG1, whose product is annotated as immunoglobulin E-set domain-containing protein. Bases 1 to 2031 code for a protein of 676 amino acids. The record is from RefSeq and is a predicted model, not a curated record. The transcript is spliced from 4 exons. NCBI's taxonomy places the organism in Eukaryota, Evosea, Eumycetozoa, Acytosteliales, Acytosteliaceae.